AUGUCUACUGCAACUAAGAGGGAUUAUUACGAGGUCAUUGGUGCAUUGUCAUCAUUUGAGACCUCGCAGGAGGUCGUACUCUCAAAUGACGAAUUAGUAGAAUUAACAAAACCAAAAAUAGAUACGCAACAGAAGGAAGCAUCAGAAGAAAGGAUACCUGUGCAUGCGUAUCUUGGUGGUAAAGUAAAUAUGAAGGAAGCUGCACAUGCUAGUUACGAUCUGGGCCACACAUUACUAGGUGGCUACGUACCGCAACGUCAGUUAGAGUCAUUAUCCUCCAUUGACUUUGCUCACUAUUUCGAUAAAACAUUGGAUUGUGACGAUGCCUUACAGAUCUUUGAUACAUUCCUACCUGCCAGUGCAAGACAAUGUAUGUUACUCAGUACACAAAAUGAACUUGAUAUUAGGGCCAAGGCAAAAGCUAAGGCAAAAUUAGAACGUAAACAGAAAGCUGCAACUGCAGCUGCUGAUUCUGCAAAUGGUACAGAUGAAAGAGUGUUACCGGACGGUAAAAUUGUACGCAAAGUAAUUAUGUGUAGGCGUUGUAACCGUAAGUUCCGUGGAGAAGAUCGUAUGAAACAACUCAAGAGACAUGAAUGUACAAAAUGA
This is a messenger RNA of Maudiozyma saulgeensis, 609 nucleotides long. NCBI's taxonomy places the organism in Eukaryota, Fungi, Ascomycota, Saccharomycetes, Saccharomycetales, Saccharomycetaceae. The record is from the annotation of a GenBank genome assembly.